GCGCACUAAGGCUUGUAGACAGCUGGCAACUUGCAGAACUCCAGUUCGGAACUGGUCUCCUGAUCCUCUUGAAACUCAGAUUCAAUUUCAGUACAGCAGCAAGUUUUCCUUUCUAGAUCUCUUCUCGAGUUGUUUCCUGAUAGAACCGUCAACAUUAUGACUCAAGGGACUUCACUGGUGAUGCUCUUGUGCACGUGCAUGGCCGUAGUAUGCGGUGAGGUGGCGAAACAAAAAGAUGGCCCCGAAAACGCAGAAUCGAUUAAAUCAACCGACAUGAAUCUAUUACCGAUAGCAGAAACAAAAUAUUCAGCUUCUAGGCCUGUGAAAAGAUUCGAAAACGUUUCUCCAAUCUUUUUCACUGAUUUACUACAAGCCCUAGCGGAAGCAAGUAAAAGAAACCAUCAAAGGGUUAAUUUCGGAAGGCGAGCAACAGAGAAUUCAGGUCAUCAGCUUCUUCACUUUGGAAAACGGGAUGGGUCAAGAUACUUUGGUCAAGACCUAACCGAUACUACCAGUACCAAUAAUUACGUAAAAAGAGAUCAAGCGUCUGACCACAUUGGUCUUUCGAAAAACCCACGUUAUGAGCCUGGACUUAUUCUCCAUUUUCUCCUUGAUCAGGUCGAAAAUUUUCCAUACCAGCGACUUACUCGUGAGGGUCUGAAACGAAGUAAUGAUCACAAUAUCAUGUCGUUUGGUAAGAGGUCGGGUCAAAAAAACAAUCCGUUUUCUCCUGUGUUAGAAGUUUUAGGAGAUCGUCUCAUAAGCAGCCCAAAUACUGAUUUAAAGUCUUUCAUCAAACGUACAAAUGACCACAACAUCAUGUCUUUCGGAAAACGCUUUCCAGAAGAUUACGGAACGAGAGAGGAUAGCAAACAUAACGGACACAAAACUUUAUAUUUUGGUAAGAAGUCAGAAGAAAAUCGAGGAAAUGGACACACCAUUCUGUAUUUUGGGAAAAAGUCUGACGAUGCGAAUAAUGAUGGAGAUAAUAAAAUGUUUUCAUUUGGCAAAAAAGCAGGAGCAGAGGAAAAAAGUGGUGGUCACAGGAUACUUUACUUUGGCAAGAGGCCCUCUGUAGAAGAACCAGCUAAAGGACAUCAGUUUAUGUAUUUUGGUAAACGAUUUCUAAACGACGUAUUUUUUCAUCCAGAUGGACUUACAACUAUGAAAGAUUUAGCAUCUCCCACGGAACAGGAUCAGUUUGAGAAGAAAGCGCACUCUAUUAUUCAUUUCGGGAAACGUCCAGUAAGUUCCAUAAUACUUCCUAGAAGCGGUAAAAUCGCUAAUGAACCCGAAACGAAUGACGAAAAUUCUUCUCUUUACCAACCUUUAGAACUAUUCCUGGCUGAUGAUGUAAACGACAAAAAAGCUGUAGUUUUCCAGGAUCAUGCUGGAGAGAAAGAACAUCGUCAGAAAAGGGGCGCUAACCCUACUGAAAUUUCAAACCAACUUUUAUUGAAUAGAUUUUCCCCCAUACCCUUCCCUUUCUAUGUUUCUCAUUCUUUUGCUCUACCUUCUGAUAGUUCUGUGGAAGCUGAUCUGGUGGAAGAUAGGUUUCCGGAAAACUAUCCAAGUUUGUUGGCAAGUCCAGAGAGUUACUACCAUAGACAAGAUCGAGAUUUCCGAAUCCCCACGCAGAGAGAAAUCAACAAAAAUAUGUUUCUUCACUUUGGUUGAAACAAAGGCUAUAUUGAAGACAAUAUGUUUCUACGUUAUGUCAUAAGGUAUAUCUGGAAAAGUAUUACACAAAUGUAUGUUGGUUAAAGUGCUAAAAUUAUCUAUAGAAACUUUGAACUACACAUUAAUUUCUCUCUUACAUACCUCUAUCUAUAAUUGUCUCAUCUUUAGAAAACAUUAGAAAUUUAUAUGUACACAACUGUAAACAUAUGUGUGAAAUAAGAGCAUGUUAAAAUAUUUAUCAGAACUUCUCUAGUCAGCUCUGUUUUGUUGUUGAAAAUCGUAUGAAAU
This is a messenger RNA of Limulus polyphemus (Atlantic horseshoe crab), 1968 nucleotides long. RefSeq lists its product as uncharacterized. The transcript has 3 exons. The record is from RefSeq and is a predicted model, not a curated record. Lineage: Eukaryota; Metazoa; Arthropoda; Merostomata; Xiphosura; Limulidae. Bases 157 to 1677 code for a protein of 506 amino acids.